Monopterus albus (swamp eel) is the source of this 1390-nucleotide messenger RNA. It is a transcript of the gene aspdh, whose product is annotated as aspartate dehydrogenase domain containing. The transcript is spliced from 7 exons. Lineage: Eukaryota; Metazoa; Chordata; Actinopteri; Synbranchiformes; Synbranchidae. Gene Ontology annotation, molecular function: NADP binding; L-aspartate dehydrogenase [NAD(P)+] activity. The record is from RefSeq and is a predicted model, not a curated record. The coding region runs from base 1 to 837 and encodes 278 amino acids. Gene Ontology annotation, biological process: NAD+ biosynthetic process.
AUGGCAGCCAGCUCUCCUUCCCUAAGGAUUGGAGUUGUAGGAUAUGGACAUCUAGGGCAGUACCUGGUGGAAAGGAUCCUCAAAGAUGGAGCUGCUCUUGGUUUUACUCUGGCUUUUGCUUGGAACAGAAAUUCUGACAAGCUCAAAGGUUUAGUCCCGGAUGAACACAUACUUUGUGAUCUAUCGUCCUUUGCAGAACGGCGAUGUGAUGUGAUUGUUGAAGUGUGCCAUCCGCAGAUAGUGAAAGAUUUUGGGGUCCUAUUCCUUUCUCAGUCUCAUUUCAUGGUGGGCUCUCCUUCUGCUCUCUCUGAUCCUGAGCUGAACCAGAACCUGCGUCAGGCUGCUCACAAGUAUAAUAAGACCCUCUACAUUCCCAGUGGUGCAUUAUGGGGAGGUCAGGACAUCCAGAGGCUGAAUGAUAGUGGAGCCUUAAAGGCUUUGUUCAUAAGAAUGUCCAAGCAUCCAUCCUGCUUCCGGCUGACAGGUGACAUCCUCUCUGACUGGAUGGAGGGAGAGGGCAGACGGGUUUUAUUCAGAGGCUCAGUGGCAGAGUUGUGCCCACUUGCUCCUAACAAUGUUAACACCAUGGCAGCAGCAGCAGUGGCAGCAGGAACACUUGGCUUUACUGGUGUACAGGGAGAGAUUGUUUCAGACACAGCGUUAGUUGACUAUCAUGUGGUGGAGGUGGAUGUGACCGGACCUGAUGGCUUCUCAGUUCACACAGUGAGGAGGAAUCCAGCCAGGCUCGGAGCUGUUACUGGCAGCGCAACGUACAACUCCUUCUGGAAUAGUUUACUUGUAUGCAAAGGUCACGGGGGCCGAGUUUACUUGUGCUAAAACAGGUGCGGACUUUGAAGGAUUAUCUACAACACAGGAGGAAGAUCCACUGCAAAAUUCCAGAUAAAUUACAUGGUUUAUGGUGGAUACGCUGUGUGGAUGCUGGAUCAGUAAGUCACGGAGAAACUGUAAACCCACAGAACCUUGGGCAUCUCUGUUCCAAUAAACUUGCAUGCAAACAAAGAAAAAAGAGCCUAUUUUCAUUUUGUAAAAUACUAGUCAGCACAGUAUAUAUUUAAACUUUAUUAUAACCAUCUGGUGCAAGAUUGUAACAAACCUUACAGGGAGUGCGAGUAUGCCUGUUAAAGCCAUUUUCUUUAUUCCAUAACAAACAGCCAACGGCUCCUUUUCCAGCUAGUUCUCAUCUUUCACUUGAAAGCAUGGUUGCCAUCUUACCAUAGGACAGCCCCUUUUUUCCUUUCACCAUCAAAUACUAGCCAAAACAGGCAAACCCGGCAAUAACACACAAGCGCACACACACACACACACAGCCACAUGAACAGGAAGUGUGAGGUUGAUGAUCGAAACUGAUAAGCCAGGAACUAAAUGAAAA